Messenger RNA from Acaulospora colombiana, 292 nucleotides. Lineage: Eukaryota; Fungi; Glomeromycota; Glomeromycetes; Diversisporales; Acaulosporaceae. The record is from the annotation of a GenBank genome assembly.
GCCGUGAUCUCCUUGUUCCAAAGCUUACCAGCUCUGGUCGAAGCUCGUCUUCAUGGCUUCACCAAGCUCACCAAGCGGUCCUUUGAUGCCGCCUUGAUGUAUUGUUCCAAUCUCCGCGUCUUGGCCAUCACCGGAGGAACAGGGUCUCUUGGUUCAGACACUCUCCGUUCUCUCAUCCCAUUUGAUGGGCCUCUUCGCGACGUCUCGCUCACUGGUCGCAACCUCCGAUUCAUCGAUCUCUCGUUCCAAAAUAUCGAUGACAUGUUGGCAAGAGAUGUUACCGCUCUCCCCG